UUAAAAUGUAAACAACACCUCCAUUCUCAUAAAAUCAUUCUAAUCCUCUUUUAAUGAAAGAUGAUGUUGGCAAACCUAAACCUUCAACAUACAAUUUACCUAAUUAAGAUUUUAUUUAUGGAUAACCUUUGGCUAGAGAUAAGGAAGGAGCUAAAGAAGGUAUUUAUUCAUCUAUAAUCAGUAACUAUGACAUGGAAAUUCCAUUAAGAAUCAAAAGAUAGAGUACCUAAUCGAGAUUUUGCUGAAUUAAACAAAUAGUCUAUUCAUAAUGGAUCUGUCAAAGCACAUGUAACUGUUUUAUAUAUUCAGGAUAUGUACAAAUUUAGAUAGACAAAUGAUGCAAGAUUGAAACUUAAAAAGGGUACAAACAUACAAGCUAUAGAAUUACCAGAAGAAGAAUUUAGAUAUGGUCGUAAAAACAGGUUUUAUUAAAUGUAUUUAUAUUAGACCAUCAACACCUAUGAAGUUGAUUAUGGGUAAUUCUUAUGGAAUUGAAGCUGAAUCUGUUAUCUUAGAUAAAUAUUAAGGUAGAGCAAGCUCUUAAGUAUGUAUUUUAUAUUAUAUAAAAAGGAUUCUAAACUCUCUUCAUCUUUGGUAAAAGGUAACAAAGCUUCUUAAUUGUUUUAUGAUACAAAUCAUAAAAAAUUAGCAGCUAUUCAAGGUGUUGAGAAAAAAGAACCUUUCAAAAUGGAAAAAUUUAAGACAGUAAAUCCAAAAAUCAAUACCAAUUUAUCAACUAAAAAAUGA
Messenger RNA from Paramecium sonneborni, 747 nucleotides. The record is from the annotation of a GenBank genome assembly. NCBI's taxonomy places the organism in Eukaryota, Ciliophora, Oligohymenophorea, Peniculida, Parameciidae.